AUGAGAGAGAGAUACUACCGUCUUAAAAUUAAAAGCAAUGAUUGUAAUGAUUUAACAGUUUUUAGUUUCACGAAUAUCAAAUGCACGCCGCUAGAUGAAGAAUUUGCUUCAUUCGAAUAUUGCUACCUAAAGUCGGUGAAUCGCACAUACAAAUAUAUGUCCUUGAAGGUGAAUCUUCUUAAAAGCCCCGUUACAAAAGUCAAGGUAAAUGUUGCACUGAUGCAACGGUUAAGUGGCUAUAAGCCAUUUCUAUACAAUGUUACUGUCGAUGCCUGUAAACUUUUAGGCAAUUAUAAAGCUGCCAAUCCUCUGUUGAAAUAUCUGUCCGGGUUGUUUAUUCCCUUUUCGAACAUGAACCAUUCUUGCCCUUUUAAUGAUAAUAUAAUUGUGGAGAAGCUUCCCAUUGACCAUCUGAAUACACAAACCAAUUUUGUUUUGCCCUUUCCCAAAGGAGAUUACGCCUUCUACAGCAAUUGGUUUGCCUAUGACAUAAAUCGGGCUGAUGUUCGAGUGUACUAUACAAUUUCGUAAAUUUGAUUAAUGUUUUAAUAGGGUUUAAUUAAGUUCUCAAAAGCCUUUCCUUUUUUAUUUUUCU
Molecule: messenger RNA, 595 nt
Organism: Drosophila willistoni
Lineage: Eukaryota; Metazoa; Arthropoda; Insecta; Diptera; Drosophilidae
Exons: 4
Coding region: 1-531 (176 amino acids)
Source: RefSeq, a predicted model, not a curated record